This is a messenger RNA of Arabidopsis lyrata subsp. lyrata, 664 nucleotides long. RefSeq lists its product as uncharacterized. Gene Ontology annotation, molecular function: ubiquitin protein ligase activity; metal ion binding; ubiquitin conjugating enzyme binding. Gene Ontology annotation, biological process: protein polyubiquitination; positive regulation of proteasomal ubiquitin-dependent protein catabolic process; ubiquitin-dependent protein catabolic process. The record is from RefSeq and is a predicted model, not a curated record. Gene Ontology annotation, cellular component: ubiquitin ligase complex; cytoplasm. Lineage: Eukaryota; Viridiplantae; Streptophyta; Magnoliopsida; Brassicales; Brassicaceae.
AUGGUGGAAGAAGGCAUUCUAGUACAAGGAGAUGGCUCCUACCACAUUUACAUCAGAGAACAGAUGACUGGAAAUCAUGUAUAUGAACGUGCAAUGGAAACAGUAGUUUCUGAAAUCAGCAUACAUAUGCCUGCGAGUUGCCAUAUCUGUUUCGAUGAUGAUUUCAAAGCUGAGCAGAUGUUUUCGGCCUUAUGCGGUCAUCAAUUCUGUAUUGAGUGCGUGAAACGACAUAUAGAAGCGAGGCUACUCGAGGGACGUGUACCGAGAUGUCCUGAUUAUCAAUGCGAGUCUAAGCUAACUUUUAGAAGUUGUGCUAAUCUUUUGACACCUAAACUAAAAGCGAUCUCUCUAUAUCUACUCAAGAAGCUGAAGUUAGGAGAUGUUGUGUCAAAUGCAGUGAACCCUUUUGCAUCAACUGCAAAGUUCCAUGGCAUAGUGACUUGUCAUGCGGUGAUUACAAGAGGUGUGGAUAUUCGUUUUGUUACACAUGUGGUACCGAAUGGAAGCGAGGAGGUUGCACUCACCGAGCAAACUUGCAUACAUGCUAUACUUUUAUCUUACUUGUUAUUACCGUUUUAAUCAUAUAGUUCCUAUAUUUAUGCUUAAAGUAGUUAAGUAAUCAGUUUUUUACAUUGUUCAUGUUGCUAAUGGAUAAAACUCUGGA